Molecule: messenger RNA, 7756 nt
Organism: Syngnathus typhle (broad-nosed pipefish)
Lineage: Eukaryota; Metazoa; Chordata; Actinopteri; Syngnathiformes; Syngnathidae
Gene: dop1b
Product: DOP1 leucine zipper like protein B
Exons: 38
Coding region: 245-7069 (2274 amino acids)
Biological process (GO): Golgi to endosome transport
Cellular component (GO): trans-Golgi network; endosome
Source: RefSeq, a predicted model, not a curated record
ACCAACCCAGUCAUCCACUGCCCUGAUAGGAGCACUUCAACGACGCUACUUUUGAUGCGCUCAUCUACUGACGAAAACAAGCAUAUUUUACCUCUGUGUUUAAAAAAAAUAUAUAGAUUGAGGCGAAAUCAUGUAAAUUGUCUCCUCUUCGUGCUUGGCUUCUUCAAAACGACUGAGCUUGCACGCAAACCGCGGUUUAUUCGAAACAUUAUGAGAACAUGCUGCCGCCCGACUGACUUGUGACAUGGAUCCCGAGGAAGUGGAACUGCAGAACGACUACCGCUACCGCAGCUACGCAGCAGUCAUUGAGAAGGCGCUGCGGAACUUUGAAUCGUCAAGCGAAUGGGCGGAUCUCAUUUCCUCCUUGGGCAAGCUCAACAAGGCCCUACAGAGUAACCUCCGUUACUCCCUCCUUCCCAAGAGGCUCAUCAUCGGCAAGCGUCUGGCCCAAUGCCUGCACCCGGCCUUACCAAGCGGGGUGCACCUCAAGGCUCUGGAGACCUACGAGGUUAUUUUCAAAAUCAUCGGGACCAAAUGGCUGGCCAAGGAUUUGUUCAUUUACAGCUCCGGCUUGUUUCCGCUAUUGGGGCAUGCAGCCAUGGCAGUGAAGCCUGUCUUGCUGACGCUGUACGAGCGUUACUAUCUGCCUCUGCAGAGGGCUUUACUUCCCAGUCUUCAGGCCUUCAUAACAGGACUGCUGCCUGGCCUGGAGGAGGGACUGGAGGUCAAUGACAGGACUGAUGCCCUGCUGCUGAAGUUGUCCCUGCUGGUGGGACAGCAGGUGUUCUAUGGAGCGCUGUGGGGUUCUAUUCUGGUCAGUCCUUUGGUGCGACUGCCCGCUACCGUCUUCAUCGUCGCGCACUUUGACCGCACCGUGCCCCUGCAACAGCAGAAACACAUGCUCGGCUAUGACCAUCGCCUGGUGAUGAAGUCUGUGUGUCUUUCCCUGCAAGACUCAAAUGGACUGGUUCAGAGGAACAUGCUGGAAAUCCUGCUCUUCUUUUUUCCCUUGGCCACAUCCCUGGACCCUUCAGAGGCCAGCAUCGUAAUGAGCAUUGAGGACAUGACCGCAGUGGUUUCUGCUGCUUCACUUACAUUGCUCCGCAGAGACAUGUCACUCAACAGGCGUCUCUAUGCGUGGCUCCUAGGCACAGACAUUAAAGGGGAAAUGGUUGCUCCGCAUCCAACCAUGUCUUCUUCGGCAGAGGAACAUAUGGUGUUUUACUUCAACACAUACUCCAAGGAGCUUAUUGUGCAGGGUCUGAUUAGCAUUCUCAAACAGAAGAAUGUGCAGAGCAAACCGGAGAAUGUGAUUGGCUACCUCAGGCCUUUCCGCAUCAUUAUUAGUUUGCUGGAUAAACCAGAAUUAGGCCCCGCGGUCCUGAGCUGUGUGCUGUUGGAGGUGGUCCGAGCUUUUUACAGCUACUGUCGAGAGAUGCUGGGUGAUGAUGCUUUCACCAGCUCAAAGCUCUCCGGCAACCAGUUAGCUAGCAUGAUAAAAGAGAACAAGAAUGCUUCGGAGAUCAUCAAGACAAUGAAUAUGCUCGUGAGCUCCAUGAACAGUGAUUACCUUUGGGAUUACAUGACCGAGUGCUUCUGCAAGUCUCUCAGCGACGUGGGCGAGCCACCAAAGCCUCAGCGUGACAGCAGUUGUCCGGCUGCCUCUGUCACAGAGAUGUCAAACCUUAUCAUUUUUCUGCUUGAUGUUCUUCCCCUGGAGCUCCAUGCUGAUAUCCAGUCCCACUUCCUUCCUGAGAUGUUGGGCACGAUGCUGCGGUCUGUGCAUGACCACAUGGAAUUUGUUCGCUUGGAGGAUGUCACACAGGGCCUGCGUGCAUGCUUCAAGGUCCUCAGUAAGAUCCAGAUGCCUGUGGCGUUCAUGGAUUUUGAGACAGAAGCCCACACAAAAGAGAUGGAGGUACAAGCGCAAGAAGAAGAUGAAAGGAUUACUCAGGAUUUAGAGAAGGUAGGAGAGAAAGAAGACAGAGUCGCUGAAGGCAAUGGUCACCACGGAGACGACGAGCUGAACAGAGAUGCGGAUGAGGCCGAGCCUGCAGAGGAGGCCUACCCGACACUCCGCUCAGAGGACAGCGGGCUGGGCAUCAGUGCAUCGCCAUCCGAGCAGCAACUUCCACCCUCCAUGAUCUCCGGCGGGAAUGGUAAUGGGGUGUGGAGAAGGGGUGGUAGUGUCGACACCACAACCCAAUGUCUGCAGGACAUCCUCGCUUUUAUAGCCACGAGACACCUGCUGGUACAGGUGGAAGAUGUUCCAGCACAGGACGGAAAGCCCAAGACUGACGUUCCAACUGCACCUGUGGAGAAUAACACUUUAUUACGAAGCAUAAACGGACUGGAAAUUAAAGACAAACUCACAGAGCUGUUCAGCCCAAGCAAGUCAAAACAUCAGCACGCAUCUGAGGUCCAACAAGCAGAAAAGAAAAAAGAGCCCGGCACUUGUCUGGACUGGGCUGCCGGGUACCGGCCGCGAAGCAAAGCCGAGAUCAACGAGGCGUGUCGGCAGGCCUUCACUGCCGCAUGCCACCUGCUUCUGGAGUGCACCACCUUCCCGGUUUACCUAAGCGAAGAGGAGGCCCUGGCUCUCCACACGGACAUGUUUGACCAAGCAGGAGGUGCCAAGAAACGUUUGUCUGGUUGGCUGAGGUCUUUGAUGACACUGUGCUGCAUGUCAAGGGACUACAAAAUCCAGCACACCGCAAUAUCCUCUCUGUUGGAGCUCAUUAACUACUCCCAGUCCCUAGCACUGGUCAUCCAGGACAAGCGAAGGCGCUACCAGAGCUGCGACGCCAAUCCGCUGAGCGGGCAGCUGCAAAUGAUCACCGCGCCCCCGAUUUAUCCCGCUGUGCUUUGCAACAUAGAAGAGGACACUGACUUUUACCAGAGGCUGGCCGUGGUGCUUUGGAGCCAGCUGGACACAGAGCGUCGAGAGCAGCACACCGCCUGCGUCGAGCUCUUUUACCGUCUUCACUGUUUGGCUCCGUCAGGGAACAUCUGCGAAGACAUUAUCUGCCAGGCGCUGUCGCACAGCGAGAAGGCUGUUCGGCUCGAAGCCCUGCAUCGCUUCUCGAUCCUCUGGCACUUGACCCGCGAGAUCCACUUAAACAGGAACUGCCGCUCUUUUGACAGGUCGCUGUGUGUUGUCGUGGAGAGUCUCAGCUGCACGGACGGCUCAAUAAGUGCAGCUGCACAGUGCUGGCUAGCACGAGCUCUGUCCCUCAACGACGUGAACCGGAUCCUAGAGCCCAUCCUGCUCUUGCUGCUUCACCCGUCCACUCAGCGCUGCUCCAUUCAGGCCGUCAAACAAAACGUCACAGCUGGCAACCUCAAGAUUCUAAAUAACAGAAGUCGUUUGUCUGCCAAAGCAGUGCAUGCCGUGGAUACUGAAAGCAAGAUCCUGAAUCUCGGAAAUGUCAUAGACCGAGAAUCCCUCUGGCUACAAUUAGACAGCGGCGUCGAGUUGUCCAAUCUAGGCGACGCUUUGAUAGCAUCCAGGAGCGAGAGCGAAGAGACCGAGGAGGAGGACCGAGAGGAAGAUGAAGACGAGGCCGUCAAGAGUGAGAACACGGAAUCGGCCGACACCAGCGGCGCCCAAGUGUCUACGGAGAAUUCCGGCUCUGCCACUGAGGAUGGAGGACUGGUCAACGGCCUGCAAAGAGUAGAGUCCGAGCGUACGCUGGCGUCCGAUUCGCUGUCGAGCGAGGAUGACGAGGAUCUGGAGUUGGAGGCUAUGGCCAGAUCUCGUUUGUUAAAACAAGAGCGUGAGAAGAAAGAGGCCAUUGGUUCGCUGUUCCAUCAUGUGCUUCUGUAUCAGACGGCGGGCGGUUGGCGCCAUCUGCUCCAAGGCUUGGCGCUGCUCGACAGUCUGCUGAGAAGCAGCGCCGAGUGUCCUCUAGUGGAGGCGCUCUCCUCCACCUCUCUGGACACCAGCUCUGCCGCACACCUAAACCUGGUUUCCAACCUCCUGCAGCGCCACGAGCAAGCUCAGGAUGGCUUGAACUUCUACGGCGGUUUACUUUCCCCUUCGUCCUCCCGCUCCACGCCCCCUUCUCUGCUCAUCGAGCUGCUGAUGAACUUGUGCCUGCGAUUCCUCCGCUCCCAUUACUUGUCCUACCAGAGCCUCGGACCUCUCGACUUGCAGGGCAAUCGAGACGUUCAGGUGAAGAGCGUGGAAGUGCUGACGCGUAUGGUGAACCAGCUCACUUGCAUGGCACAAGGAAAGGAGAGCAGCCUGGAGCACAUUCGCACACUAUUCGCUGGUUGUAAAGUGCAGCAAUAUGCUUUACUUACACUUUCAGCUUCUAUGUAUAUAAGCCAAAGAGGAACGGACAAGGGAACAUCCAAGGGUCAUGAGAUGUUGGAUGAAGAAGGCGGACUAUCAGAGGAGAGUCUCUUGAACGUCGGGAAAGGAGAAGGGCAGGAGCAAUAUCCGUUACAGAUGGAAUUGCUCAAACUGCUUCAGGCUCUCAUAAUCUUGGAGUACCACGUGUGGCCCAGUGGCGCUGGAUCCGGCGGGACUUCCGGUCAACCUGCGGAAUCCCCGACCGGCAGUAACCCCCUUACCCGGGGUUGGCAAACGGCCGUCCUGUUCCAGCAGUCCAUCAAGGCAGCCCAGUACGUCCAAAGCCACCCCAUCACCGCCCAGGGAAUGUUCGUUUCCGCCGCUGCCAGGGCUCUGCAGGCGCAAUACGGCUAUGCCAUGCAUCCCCACUGGGUGGCGCUGCUGUGCUCCACCCUGCCUUACUUGGGCCGCUCAUUGGGCAUCAUUGUGGCUCCCCUCAUCAAUCAGAUUUGCAGGAACUUGGAUGAACUGGUGAAGCUUUAUGAGCAUGAUGGGCGAACAAAUCAGAGUGCAACUGGAAGAAGACGGGAGAACAUUGCACCAGACUACCUUCUGACUCUUCUAGAAGGCUUGACCACCAUUACACACUACUGUCUUCUGGACAACAAGAGGACCUCGGUUCCCUGCGAUUCCGUUGACAUCCGUAACGCACGCAGCGCCGUGCUGGAAGCGCUGCCGUGCAUGCUCAAUAGCAUGGCGUUGCUAUGGGGAGUGGUGAUGAAGGAAGAGCUCCACAAACGGGGGGCGUCCGACUCGACGCAAAGCAGCACGCACAGUUCAUCUGUCUUCUUUAAGAGCACCAAGAUUUUACGUCAGCGGAUAUUACAGUUCUUGGUUCCUCUGACUGGCCAAUAUGGGGUUCCGCUAAUGGCUUCACUGGGAGCAGCCUGGAGUAACAGGAAGAGUAAAAGGAGAAACACAACCAAUGUUUUACCUGUGGCCAACGAGUCUCAUCUGACAAUUGUAGAGCUGGUGAAAUCAUUGAACACCUUGCACACAGACAUAAUCUUGCACUUGGUCAAGGAAGUGGUCAAAAAGCCACACCAGCUGAAAGGGGAUCAGAAGUCAACCCUGGUAGACAUCCCCAUACUGCAGUUCACUUACACUUACAUCAAGAGUGUUACAGCACAAGCCUUGCAGGAGAACAUUGCCCCUCUCCUCAGUCUGCUACGGGAGUCCGUCCCACUGAACCUGGCUCCCCCUGGCCACUUCUUACUCCUGGGCAUCCUCAAUGAAGUUGUCAACCGACUCCCCAACUUGGACAAUAAGAAGGACACACGAGAUCUGCAGGAGGUUACUCAGCGCAUCCUGGAGGCUGUGGGUGGAAUCGCGGGUUCGUCUCUCGAGCAGACCAGUUGGCUGAGCCGCAGCCUGGAGGUCAAAGUGCAGCCGCAGGUGUGCGCCGAAACGGACGAGCCGGAUGACGUGGAUACGGACGCCGAUCACUGUGAGUCGAUGGCUCAAGCCAGCACCAUGGUUUCAUCCUCGGCUCCCUCAGUGUACAGCGUGCAGGCCCUUGUGCUCCUGGCAGAGGUCUUGGCACCACUUCUUGAUAUGGUGUACCGCAGUGACGAGAAGGAGAAAGCGGUGCCUCUCAUCUCUCGUCUCAUGUACUAUGUUUUCCCCUACUUGAAGAAUCACAGUGCCUACAACAUGCCCAGCUUUGAGGCAGGAGCCCAGCUGUUGAGCAGCCUGAGUGGCUAUGCCUACACAAAGAGAGCCUGGAGGAAAGAAGUCUUUGAGCUCUUCAUGGAUCCACUUUUCUUCACAAUGGAUGCCUCCUGUGGACCCAGUUGGAAAGCCGUAAUCGACCACUUGCUGACUCAUGAGAAGACCAUGUUUAAAGACCUCAUGAGCAUGCAGAGUGGCUCCCUGAAGCUGUUUGCCAAUGUCGAGCAGAAACCAAUGCUCCUCAAGCGCCAGGCGUUCGCAAUGUUCAGUGGGGAACUCGAUCAGUAUCAUCUCUAUCUACCCCUCAUCCAAGAACGCCUCACGGAAGCCUUACGAAUGAAUCCCAGCCCCGCUGUUUCCGCUCAGAUAUUCCUGAUGUUCCGUGUUCUCCUGCUGCGGAUUUCGUCUCAGCACCUGACAUCUCUUUGGCCGAUCAUGGUCACAGAGCUGAUUCGCACGUUUUCACGUCUCGAGAAAGCUCUGCUGGUGGAUAAAGAUGUCUCAAAGCUGACUAAAGUCGUACGCGGAGCCCUGGACAGAAACGCUCCUGUGAAUUUCUCCCAGGCAGAGUUGGACAUGUACCUGUCAGCUUGCAAGUUUCUGGACACAUCCUUAGCCUUCCCCCCGGAGAAAAUACCAAUCUUUCAGAUGUAUCGUUGGGCGUUUGUUCCAGAAGUAGACGUGAACCACUACAGCGGUCCGGAAAGUGCACUGAUAGAGGGCCAACAGGAGUGCAAGCCCCACGUUGUCCGAGUCCUGGAAGGCAUACAACAACGCUAUGGGGCAAGCAACGGGCUGAGUGAGGAAUCUUCUACCGAGCACCUGGAAUUCCCACUCCUCACCCAGUGUUCCUUGUCUUCCAUCACACACUUGUUGCCUUUCCUUUUUACCCUGUGCUGUUCCUUCCAAGGCCCUCCCAUUCACAGCCACUCACCGGCCCCAGUUCAAGUAGCAGACUACCCUGCAGCUAAUUCAGACGCCGUGCUGGACAGGCUUGAGUGUAUCAUUGAGGAAGAGUUCCUGGACGACAUGGAGAAUUGAGUGGAAUGGAACUCCAUUCCAAGUGCAUGAGUGUUAACUGCUACUUAUGAAAGUUGGCUUGGAAUUUCUUUUAAAUGUUUUAACAAAUCUGCACAUAAAUACACCGAAUCUAUAUUUAAAAAGCAGAAAGGCUGUGCGGUAAACUACUCCAUUGGGCUUUUCAGGUUAAAUAUAUUUAGUCAGCAUAUGUCACAAAUGACCAACUGGAAUGUUGCCCUCACCUAUGUUUUUUUUUUUUUUAAAUAUGGAACCAAUGUGGAUUUGUUCUCAAAAUGAUCGCAUAGUUGUAUUUUGGCCACUCACACCUUUAAAUUGUGGUGUUGGAGUGUGUGCACCUUUUGAAUAUUCUGUAUCCGUGUACUUGAAUGCAAAUUGUGAGAGCCACCAGAUUUCGAGACUAAACAUUCUUGUUCUAAUGUCUGACCGUGAGAAUGUUCUGUUUUAUCUCGAGGAAUCGAUAUCUCUUGAUUGUUUUUGGACCUCAAACCCCCUAGUUAAUACUUAGAUUUUAUGUUGUUUACAUGCCGUUAGGGGUAUUAAGGGAAAUCCGUUGUAAGUGUUCCAAGAUAGGUUUUACAAAUUCUUGCUAUCUUUUACCCUUGUCUAUGUUAAAACGUCAUUGUUUAAAUUAUUCCAAAAUGUUGAAAGGAUCUUGUCAAAGUUGAAAUAAAAAACGUUCUAAAUGAA